This is a messenger RNA of Exophiala bonariae, 1722 nucleotides long. RefSeq lists its product as uncharacterized. The transcript is spliced from 3 exons. Gene Ontology annotation, biological process: transmembrane transport. The record is from RefSeq and is a predicted model, not a curated record. Gene Ontology annotation, molecular function: transmembrane transporter activity. Gene Ontology annotation, cellular component: plasma membrane. Lineage: Eukaryota; Fungi; Ascomycota; Eurotiomycetes; Chaetothyriales; Herpotrichiellaceae. Bases 1 to 1722 code for a protein of 573 amino acids.
AUGCCAGGCUCUACGAGAUCCUCAACGGUUCAGGGGGAAUCCGACCAUGAGGCAGAACAUUAUGACGAGAAAACGACCGUUGAUGAGACACCGGGCCAGAAGCAAUCCGUGCUUGGUGUUGCUGGCCAAGACUUGACAGCAACAGGUCAGGAUGCAUCUCCAACUGAGCGUGCAGACGGCAAGAUUGAGCUCACCGAGGAUGACGCCUAUGAUAAGUUAGGCUACAGCUUGCCUGAGUGGAGAAAAUGGUCCAUACUGGUGUUGAUCCUUCUGAUUCAAACCUCGAUGAAUUCCAACGCAUCGAUGUAUGGCUUCGCCGUCGAGGGGAUAUCCGAACAGUAUGGGGUUUCUGAAACAAAGGCCAGAUUAGGUCAAGCAAUCUUCCUCAUAUUCUAUGCAAUCGGUUGUGAGCUAUGGGCGCCGUGGUCCGAAGAACUCGGUCGAUGGCCGACUCAGCAGUUAUCGCUCUUUCUUGUCAAUAUCUGGCAACUCCCAUGUGCUUUAGCACCAAACUUUGGCUCCAUCUUGGUUGCACGAGCCUUGGGUGGUCUUUCCACUGCAGGUGGUUCCGUCACUCUUGGUGUCAUUGCCGAUUUAUAUCAACCAGAGGAUACCGGGUUUCAGUAUGCUGUUGCAUUCGUCAUUCUCUCCUCGGUUGGUGGGGCUCCUGCCGGCGCAGUCAUUGGAGGCUUUGUAGGUCAAUACCGAGAAUGGUAUUGGAUUUUCUGGACGCUUCUUAUCAUGGGCGGCAUUGUACAAGUGGCACAUUUCUUCCUUGUGCCAGAAACCCGUGUCACCAUCCUCCUCGACCGCGAAGCGAAGAAGCGUCGCAAGAACGGUAGCGAUCCCAACGUCUAUGGCCCCAACGAGCUAAAGCCCUUCAAAGAGCGCUUCAGCUGGAAAGAAGUCGGCAAAAUCUGGUGGCGUCCCUGGUUGAUGUUUUUCACUGAGCCAAUCGUCCUCUUCUUGUCGCUACUGUCUGGAUUCUCAGAUUCUCUUAUUUUCACAUUCCUUGAAGCAUUUACACCCGUUUUUGAACAAUGGGACUUUCAGACUUACCAGAUUGGUCUUUGCUUUCUCUCCUCUUUGAUCGGUUACAUUAUUGCUUACUUCACUUAUCUCCCGGUGAUAUGGCAUCAUAAUAAGACACGCAAGAGGAAUCCAGACCUCCUUACCCCCGAAAGUCGUCUUUGGUGGCUCCUCUACUUAGCUCCAUUGCUUGCCAUCGGACUGAUGGGCUUCGCAUGGACCUCGCUCGGACCACCCCAAGUUCACUGGAUCGCACCACUUAUUUUCACAACAAUCGUUGGCAUUGCUAACUAUGCAGUUUACAAGUCGAGUAUUGAUUACAUGAUUGCCGCCUAUGGACCGUAUGCAGCAUCUGCUACUGGUGGCAAUGACUUGGCUCGAGACUUUCUCGCUGGUAUUGCUGCUUUGUAUGCGCAUCCAUUCUAUGAGAAUGUCGGUGGCGAAGACAGGCACCUGAUAUAUCCUUCAGUGAUCUUAGCCUGUCUGGCUGUGCUAGUCAUUAUUCCUGUAUAUUACUUCUACUUCAAAGGUGAACACCUUCGGCUCAAGAGCAAGUUUGCACAAGAGCUGGAAAUCGGAAGGAGAAAGAGAAUGGAUAAGAGGAGGAGUACUGCAGCAGGAAUGCACGGUAGUAUUGCGGAGAAAGGCAAAAGUACCAGUGGUCCUUCCGAAAGGCAGCUUGAGCAGGUUUAA